CAUUUACGUCAAGAGGAAGCAAUUGGUAAACGGACGGCAGUGGCAAAUACCCCAGAUGAGGCAGGUACUUCUCGAGCUGAGAAUGUUGUAGAAAUGCUUGGCGGCUGUUGCGUUUGUGCCGAUGAGAAUGGUUGGGAAUCGAAUCCGCUUGUUUAUUGCGAUGGUCCCAACUGUGAAGUUGCUGUUCAUCAGGGCUGUUAUGGUAUUGUUGAAGUACCAGAAGGUGAAUGGUAUUGUGCAAAGUGUGCCGAUUUUAUCGCACAUUCGCAGUACAACGGAAACAGCGGUGAUAUUGGAGAGGUACGCGAGACACCGCGUUGUAAAUUGUGCCCCUUUGGUCAUGGUGCACUCAAACGAACCGAUAACGAUGAAUGGGCACAUGUCAUAUGCGCUUUGUACAUACCGGAAGUGCGUUUUGGAGAUGUCCACAGUAUGGAUCCAGUAAUUCUGAGUGAUGUUCCACUGGAACGGUUUCAACAGCAGUGUUACUUAUGCAUGGAACGUGGGGAAGAAAAACGAGCAUAUCUUGGUGCAUGUAUGCCGUGUAAUAAACCUGGUUGUAAAAAGUGCUUUCAUGUUACUUGCGCACAAGGGGAAGGCUUGCUAUGUGAAGAAGGUGGUGGUUCGAAAAAUGUCAAAUAUUGUGGCUACUGUGCGGCACAUGCAAAGAAAGCGAUCAGCGAUCCGUUAAUAAAAAUUAUACCACCAUAUCGGCAUCGCGCUGAAUCAUCGUGUUCGUCGGGAAGUGGAGGUGGUGGUGGUGUUGUCCAGCGUGCAGUAACUCCCAAAUUAAGUAUUGGAAAUAUCUGCAGCAGUGACAACAGCGGUCAAACAUCUUCUACUAGUUCACCUCAUUUUAAUACAUCCGAACUGCUGCAGAAUACAUCACCAGCAAUCAGCAGUAGUUACGGCAGUGUCAAAUUAGCAACAACCACAUCAUCCAGCGGGACUGCGGCAUCAUUUUCGUCGAGUUUACGAACUGAGGGACCUACAAUGCUUGUAGAUCCCUUAUACCGAACUUCAUUGCCACCACCAACAGUUGACAGAGCUAUGUUAAAUGCUGUAAUGUCUCAGUCACUAGCAAUUCAUCCAAUGCGUGAUGAUGCUUGCAGUCCACCGACAUCAAGUGGAAGAUCCUCAACAACUCACAGUACACCUCCACCGGUUGCUUCAUCAGUUUUACUGAAGAAGGACCAGUCAGUCUACGAAUUACCAAGUUCUUCGAACUCAACUAUCCCCUUAUCUGCAAACGUUACACUUUUUGGUGUAUCUGCGCAAAAAGGCGAGUUAUUAUCAACUGGCAUGGAAGAAAAAGAUUUGAACAAUGGAAGUUUAAUAUCUCAACUAGAAAUAAAGCUACAUUCUCGCACAAAUUAUGUCCCUACAGAUAAUGGUUCAGUUGCAAAUGUUGGAAGUAAAACUGUAAAAAGAAAAGCAGUUGAUGGUGUGGAGAAACCGAAACGCCCGCGUAAUAACAAAGCAUGUAAAUCCAUGAAAGCAUUGCUUGAAUCAGUUGGACCUUUGAUCUCGGAAACGGUUUCCGAUUUUCAACGAGAGCGAUUAAAUGAACGUGAUAAUAGUAUGACAACUAUUGCAGCUACUCAUUCAACGGUUCCUUCAACUUCUGGAGAACAUGAAAUAACAAACUGUACAGUUUCGACAAGCACUUCAGCGGCUCAAAGUACCGUAGUGACAUGUUCUUCGAUGUCAACGCAACAACAGCAACCGUCAGCAACAACAACUGUAACAACAACAUCGUUUAUUGGUGUGCCACUUAUUAGGACACAACCAAAAGCUGUAGUAAGCCCGGAUGCUGGUGCGGCGGCUGUAAUAGUUGAUCGUACUCACGUAGCGUCAUCACUCCCAUCAACAUCUGGUGCAGCUGCAGCUACAUCGCUUUGUCCCGUGUCGCAACAAUCGGUAGCUUUUCCACAGUCGAUGGAAGAACUGUUAGAACGGCAGUGGGAACAGGGAUCACACUUCUUGAUGAGUCAUGCACCAUUUGAUAUUGCGCAACUUUUGUCGUGUUUGCACGAGCUGAAAAUGGAAAACGUUCGUUUGGAAGAAACACUAUCACAACUAGCUAGGCGGCGAGAUCAUCUGCUUGCAUUAAAUACUAGGUUAUCACUCUCUCUUGCAAGCGGUUCUUCAUUGGGUCUUGGUACUAGUCCACAUCAUUCGCCACGGAUCAGUGCAGCAAGUAGCAGUGGCAAUAUUCCGUUAGUAUCAAACAGCAGUUUGCAGUCGAAUAGCGGCAUCUCAUCAACGCAGUGUACAACACAACCUACCUCCUCUGCUUCCAUUUCAAGUCUCCCAUCGAUUGUACCUCCGCCAUCGGCAACAAUUUGUGGACAACAACAGCAGCAACAGCAAUCCCUUCAGGCAGCUGCUGGUUCUGCGGUCAUCUCUUUUUUGAACCCAUUUUGUUCCACUCUUCCACCCAUUAUCGACGAUUCACUGAGUCAGUUACGUUCGCUUGCAAGUAACGGAUCGGUGAUUACGAACAGAAGUGCUCAUACACCACAAGCUGCUGUAGCUGCUGCUGCUGCUGCUGCGGUCGCUGCUGCCGGACAGUUGGCUGGUACCACUAGUGGUACGGAAAGCCGACAAACACCCGUAGCUAGCACUACUUCUGGUGCUACAUCAGUGCAGCAAGCUUCACUUCCUUCCAGUCGAAUUCCGUCGGCAGCAUCAGCGAAUACGGGGAUAGGCACACCUUUAUUGGCGAAUUUCACCAAUACACAACUUCCAACAAGUAUGCCAUCGACAGCCGCUGUAACAAACGCACUGGAUCUGUUUAGUAGUGGAUCACAAAAUAGUGCCCAUUUGACACUAACUUCCGAAAGGCAACAAAUGGCUGCAGCAGCAAUUGCAGCAGCUGCUGCUGCGAAUGCGUUAGGUGGAAAUUUUGUUGCUCCUCGGACACCAACUCAUUCAAACACAGCCGUUUCCGGAACAUCUGCUAUUGGACAGCUCGCUUCAACGGAGUUGUUGGCGCAAUACGCAUUGCUUGCUCAGCAGCAGUUACUUCAUCAGCAAGCAGCGGUGGCAGCUUUAAGCGCCAGGUAUGGAAGUCAGGUGAUAUCGAGCAGUUCGACUUCACCACAUUCCACAUCGUCAAAUUCACAACUUCCAUCAAAUCCUCAUUCGGGGAAAUAG
Molecule: messenger RNA, 3159 nt
Organism: Acanthocheilonema viteae
Lineage: Eukaryota; Metazoa; Nematoda; Chromadorea; Rhabditida; Onchocercidae
Source: the annotation of a GenBank genome assembly